AAAAGGAAAGAAAAAAAGAACGAAACAAAACAUAGAGAUUUACUGAACUGAGUAAAUAGAAGAGAAGGAGACAGUGUUGUUCAAAAAAAAAAGAAGAGAAGGAGACAGAGUGGUGUGUUCGUCGUCUCUUAUAGAUUUCGGAUGAAACUGUGUUUACACGGGGGUUCUAGUUUAGUAGUUUCUUCCUUCUUCUUUCUUGUAAGCUCGAAAAUAAAAAUUACAUUUGUCUGUAAUUACAAACUGGCGAACUGACCCACUUGCUUCACUUGUCUAUCUUUUUAUUCUUCUUUUCUCCCACAAAAUAAACAAUGGUGUUUGGUGGUUUGAGAAGAGUAAACACUCUGUAAAACGUCAAGUCAUCUCUGAAACUUUAAACAAAUACAUUAGUAAAUGGUUUGAUUCUUCUUCUUGUUGUUGUUGGUUGUUCUCACUAAGUACACUUAAGAAAGAGAUGUUGUCUUUGUGAUGUCACUUUCUGUCGGCAUUGUCUGUGUUCCGACACAACACUCCAUUUUUUCUUCUUCUUCUCGAGUUCUAGAAGAUUUGAUGUUUAAAAGCUCCUCAACUUCUUCUUGAAUUCUCCUUUUGUGAUAUUUAUUCGCCGAUGAAGUAGAGAUCUUUCUUUUUUUUUGUUGAGCAAGUAGAGAUCUUUCUUUAUUACUGGAGAUCUGUCAAAAGAGUCAUCGCAUGGUAGUAAGUAGCUGUUGAGCAUCGAAGAGAGGCUAUUUCGUUUACAAAUGUCAGCAACUCCUGCAGCAGCCAUUGGAGGUGCUGUUGGAGCUCUUGCAUUGAUUGCUCUUUUGUUUCUUGUCCUAUGGUUUUGCAUCUUUCGUCACAAGAAUGCGUCUGAGACAACAGGCUCUUCUGAUCCAUCGUCUCAAGAAGGAAGAAAUGUUGCAAUGGAGUUGUCAAUGAGAGAAUCAAGAAGGUUUGGAAUGGAGGAACUUGCUCAAGCCACCAAGAGUUUCACCAGUAAAAGCCUCAUUGGUACAGGCAAAUUCGGCGAGGUUUACAAAGGUCUGCUUCAAGACGGUGUCCUUGUAGCAAUCAAGAGAAGACACGGUUUGCCUACACAAGAAUUCGUCAACGAGGUUCGGUAUCUAUCGUCUAUCAAGCAUCGUAAUCUUGUUACUCUUUUGGGUUAUUGCCAAGAAAGCAACACUCAGUUUCUUGUCUAUGAGUACGUUCCUAAUGGAAGUGUUUCCUAUCACCUGUACGGUGCUGGUGGAAGUAGGCUAGAGUUUAGAAAUAGGCUUGCCAUAUCUAUAGGAGCAGCUAAAGGACUGGCACAUCUUCACUCACUGAGUCCUAGGUUGAUACACAAGGACUUCAAAACUGCUAAUGUUCUUGUGGAUGAAAACUUCAUUGCUAAAGUUGCGGAUGCAGGAGUCCGUAACUUCUUAGGAAGAGAGGAUGCUGGUACAUCGUCUCACGUUGUUGCUGACCACAUCUUCCUCUCCCCAGAGGUUCAAGAGUUCAGAAGAUAUUCAGAGAAGAGUGAUGUGUAUGCUUUUGGGGUAUUCCUCUUGGAAUUAGUAAGUGGAAGAGAAGCAUCAGAACCAUCCCCUUCAAGUUCAACACAAACUCUUGUCGAAUGGAUGCAAAACAUAACGGAUUACACUGAGAUACCUGCAAUGAUUGAUGAGAGACUAGGUGGUACAUACACAGCAGAGGGAGUGGAGGAGGUUAUUACACUGACACUGAUAUGUCUUGAUGUAUCAAGUGAGAAGAGACCAGCAAUGAGUUAUGUUGUGACAGAGCUUGAGAGAAUAUUGGACAAAGAAGUGAGCUUAACAACAGUAAUGGGUGAAGGUACUCCAACUGUUACUCUUGGAAGUCAGCUUUUUAAAGCAUCAAAGUGAUUAAAAGGAACCACAUUUCUAUUAUGUAUACAUAUAAUUGUAUAAAGAACAGCUGAGCUAUUAUUAUUAUUCAUUUUUUAUUGUUACUUUCUUUGGAGGUUAUUUUCAGCAUUUUUUUUUUUUGAAAAUGAGUGCAGAAAAUGUAACUUUGUAAACACAUUAUUUAUUGAUAUAAUAAAGGAA
This is a messenger RNA of Brassica oleracea var. oleracea, 2045 nucleotides long. Its product is annotated as nodulation receptor kinase-like. Lineage: Eukaryota; Viridiplantae; Streptophyta; Magnoliopsida; Brassicales; Brassicaceae. The record is from RefSeq and is a predicted model, not a curated record. Gene Ontology annotation, molecular function: ATP binding; protein kinase activity. The coding region runs from base 738 to 1862 and encodes 374 amino acids. Gene Ontology annotation, biological process: protein phosphorylation. The transcript has 8 exons.